Molecule: messenger RNA, 1332 nt
Organism: Musca vetustissima
Lineage: Eukaryota; Metazoa; Arthropoda; Insecta; Diptera; Muscidae
Product: pickpocket protein 28-like
Exons: 6
Coding region: 1-1332 (443 amino acids)
Biological process (GO): sodium ion transmembrane transport
Cellular component (GO): membrane
Molecular function (GO): ligand-gated sodium channel activity
Source: RefSeq, a predicted model, not a curated record
AUGAAUCCCGAGGCAACAUUGGUUACCAACGAUCCUUUUCCAGCGGUAACAAUUUGUAAUAUGAAUCAGGUCAGCAGAAGAAAAGCGAGCAAUAUUCAUGUGAAUUCUUCAGACUAUGCAAUGCUAACACAAAUUUGUUUUCAAGAUCUAAAUUAUACGGCAUAUGCAACAGCUCCAUUUCAUAAAGCAAAUGAUUCGCUGGUCAAUUUCAUGUUAAGGAAUAGUCAACCCUGUUCCGAACUGAUUGCCAUGUGUAUAUGGGAUCAGACGCCAAUCACAUGCACCGAUUUGUUCAGGGAAGUAUUUUUGGAUGAGGGUAUCUGUUGUUCUUUCAAUAUUGCCCAUCCGUUUUUACUUUACAAGGGAGAAUUUAUUAUGACUCGAGAUUUCACGUCCAUUGAGAGCCAAUGGAUUCCCAUUGAUUGGCAUCCAGAAACUGGCUAUCCCGAUGAUUUACCGGUUCGCUAUUAUCCCCGCAAAGCUGUUGGUCAGGGCGUGUCGAAAGGUUUAACAUUGGUUCUAAAUGGUAAUAUCAACGAUUAUUAUUGUUCUUCGACAAAUGGACCAGGAUUUAAGCUACAAUUACACAAUCCCAUAGAUGUACCGCAGAUCAAAGAAACCGGUCUAUUGGUAAAUUUGGGCUAUCAGUCAAGUUUUCGUAUUGCCACAAUUAAAGAUGAGGCACAGGAUACACUGCGUUCCGUAGCACCCAAAGAUCGUCAGUGUUACUUUGCCAAGGAAAAGCCACUACUCUAUUAUCAAUAUUAUACACGACGUAAUUGUGACAGUGAAUGUGAUGCCAUGUUUUUCCUGCGAACAUGCAAUUGUAUUCCCUAUUUUCUACCGAAAAUCUUUGAUAAUGCCACCAUUUGUUACAUACAACAUUUGGAUUGUCAAAAGAAGGCCGAAAGGGUUUACACGGAUCCCAAAACGAUGAAAUGUAAAAAGGAAUGCUUGUCAAGUUGCCAUGAUCUCAGCUAUAUGCCAGAUGUUUUUGAAACCCCUCUAGCUACAGAUGAUUUCGAAUUGGAUAAUAGUUUUAUGCGCAACUUCUCGAAGGAAUAUAUUUCGGAAAAUUUAGCCUUGGUUAAUAUUUAUUUUCCACAAAAUUAUUAUCGUAGUAGUAUUAAGACUCCGUAUACGGGUCUAACGGAAUAUUUGUCUCAAACUGGUGGCAUUAUGAGUUUGAUGAUUGGUUUCAGUGUGUUUUCUCUGGUGGAAUUUGCAUACUUUUUCAUUAUUAAACCCUUGAUGCAAUUGUGGACCAAGAUUUUCCGCAAAAAUAUUGUUAAUAUAGGUCAAGUGGAAACCAGAAGGGAAUAUGAGCAUUAA